AUGGUCAAUCGGUUCAGAGAGCUCUUCGCCUUGGUCCCGGAACGUACCUUUUACAUCUCUGGUGCCCCCCAAUGCCCGAUACCCGACCCUCAACUCGGUGAUGCGAUUGCCCAAUCCCCCUUUGACUUCGUUUGGGUGCAAUUCUAUAACACUGCUGGCUGUGCCGCUAGUGACUCUAUCAAUGGUGUCAGCACCGGCUUCAACUUUGACGACUGGGUGGAUGUCAUCAAGCGUGGAGCCAACCCGGACGCAAAGCUCUAUGUGGGAUUGCCUGCCGGUCCCGCUGCAGCAGGAACUGGAUACUAUCUGACCCCGGAGGAAGUCUACCCUCUGGUGAAUGUGUAUAUGAACCUCUACCCGGAGACGUUUGGAGGUAUCAUGCUUUGGGAAGCAACGGCUUCGGAUGAGAAUACGUUCAAUGGGCUCACAUUUGCCGACUUAAUCAAAGACAUCCUGGUUGCAGUUGAUCCUUCGCCACCGGUUCCCAGCCCUUCGUCUAGCAGUGCUAUCGCCUCAAGCACACCUGCGGCGUCGAGUACCCCUGUUGCGUCAAGCGCUCCUGCUUCAUCCACCUCGACUCCGUCAAGCAGUCCAGUUCCGUCAAGCUCUGCUGUUUCCACUCCCGCGGUUUCGAGUACAACCGAGUCUUCCAGUACUCCUGUGGUGUCAAGCAGCGUCUCUGCGUCAAGUAGCCCUAUCGCAUCAAGCCCUGUGGCGUCGAGCUCUUCAAUUCCGUCCAACACUGCUAUUGCCUCCAGCACUCCUGUGGCAAGCAGCGCGCCCGUGACCACCAGUACCGCUGGUGCUUCCAGCUCCCUGAUUGUCCCUAGCUCCCCAGUUGCCUCUAGCCCUGCUGUUCCCUCCAGCUCUGCUGUUACAUCUAACACUCCCGUGGCCUCCAGCUCUGUUGUCGCCUCCAGCUCUCCUAUUGUGUCAAGCAAACCGGCAGCAUCUAGCUCUGCUAUCCUUUCCAGCACCCCUGUGGCGUCCAGUGCCCCCGCUGUCUCUAGCUCUCCUACUGCAUCUGGAUCCACUAUUGCGUCCAGCUCUGCUAUUGCGUCCAGCUCUGCUAUUGCGUCCAGCUCUGCUAUUGCGUCCAGCUCUGCUAUUGCGUCCAGCUCUGCUAUUGCGUCUAGCAAGCCAGCAGCAUCUAGCUCUGCCAUCGUUUCCAGUACUCCGGCGGUCAGCACCCCUGUGGCAUCCAGAACUCCCGUUGUCUCUAGCUCUGCUAUUGCAUCCAGCUCUCCUGUUGCGUCUAGCACUCCGGGAGUAUCUAGCUCUCCUGCUGUGUCAAGCACCCCAGCAGUAUCAAGCAGCCCUGCUGUCUCGAGUUCUCCUGCGGCAUCGAGCACUCCUGCCAUGUCAAGCAGCCCGUCUGCAUCAAGCACCCCCAUCAUUCCAAGCUCGGCUGUCAGUUCUGCCGUUGCAUCGAGCUCUCCCAUUCCUUCGAGCUCCAUUGUAAGGUCGAGCACUCUGCUUCAUUCCAGCUCACCGGCUCUGUCGAGCACUCACACCUCCAGCAAUCCUGUGGUGCCAAGCAGUCCAGCCAUUUCCCUCACUCCUUCAAGCACACCUGUCCGUUCAACUUCAUCUGUUGCUCCAGGAAAGUCAUCCAGUGUCCCUAUUAUUUCCAAGCCAUCCUCCACGGUUAUUGCGAGUUUCACCAGUUCUUCUGGGCCAUUGCCCUCUUCCAGCGCUCCUGCUGGGACCGGGGUUCCAUCAUCUACCCUGUCACAUCCGUCUAGCACACCGUUGCUGUCAAGCUCACCUGUCAGCUCUGCCGAGCCGGUCUCUUCAAGUUCUGCUGUAGGAUCCAGCGUGGGUUCCUCGUCCAGUGUGGUUCCUGAAGUGUCGACCAGGUCAAGCUUGUCGGUUGUUCCCCCCAGCACGCCCAUCGCAUCGGUUUCGGGAACAACAAUCGUGUCUGUUACUACUUCGUCAAGUGGAUCGGGCAGCCCCACCGUGUCAAGCUCUGUCAACACGUCGAGCACAGAUGCUUCAACACGUGCUUCUGCCACUUCCGUGGAGUCUACUUCCUCGGGAUCGGUGAUUACAUCGGUGACUCCAUCCGGCGCCCCUCAUGCGUCAAGCUCCACCAGCUCCGUUGUUACCACUAUCUCAUCGGUGCCUUCUGACAGCUCGUCCUCGUCUGGUAAUGAAAUAACAUCGAGCACCGAGUCUGCUAGCUCAACAUCAAGCCAGACUGGAGCGAAAACAACUUCCGUUGCUUCAGGCAGCUCGGCAGCAGCCAGCACCUCAACCUCCGGUGCCGCUGCGAAUGGCUCGGGUGCUCAGGACAGCACAAAGUCUACUGAUCACGCCAGCACCUUUUCCUCGUCGUACUCGACUCCCUUGGCCAGCGUUUCAAGACAAACAGACGGCGCAACUACUGUUCCAACUGGUGUACCAACCGGCAACGGCAGUGGACUCGCUCCGAUUACUUCCAGCAUCACAUCUGCCCCGGCGGUACCUUCGGUGACGUCCAGUGGCUCGGAGUCGGAGCCCACCAUCACUACCACGGUCAUUGUGACUUCUUACAUUGACAUCUGCCCCGAAGGGUUCACCACGAUCACCACGACUUAUACCACUACCUACUGUCCUGCAACGGCGUCUGCCACAGCCACCGUCACCAACCCUCCCGGCGCUCCAGCGCAGACCACUAGUCCCAGCGUCCCUGAGGGCUGGACGACGACUGUGACCGUAUGCACUCACUGCGCUCCCACACCGACUACUGUCACUCUUACUUUGCCGGCCACCAAUCGGCCAUCAGGGCUGGCGUCCUCGACCAGCGCACCCUACUCUCCUGAAGACUGGACCACUACGGUCAGUGUCUGUACCGACUGUGGCCCUACACCUACCACGGUCACGGUCACGGUUCCCGUCAGCGCUGCAACAGGUGUCGAUGCUUUGACUGCCAAUCCUUCCGGCAGUCAGUCUACCGGAGAGAGCUCGCCCGGCCAAAGUGCCCCUACAGCCCCUACAGCCCCCGCGUCAACAGCCCCCACCACGACUGCGACGGUCAUUGUGGCCCCGAGCCAAUCGUCAACCAGCCAGCCGGUGAUUCUUGGAACCGGCAGCGUCCGUGCCUCAUCGACCUUCCAUAUCCAGCCAUCCCAGAGCGGAUCCCGAGUGCCUGUAGCUCCCAGCGGCACGGCCGCCGGCGUGUCGCCCGUAUUCACCGGCGCGGCUUCACGGGUGUCACAACUGCAACACGGCGCAGGUGCAGUGUCAGCGUUUGCGCUGUUCCUCUUGGCAGCCAUCUAG
Molecule: messenger RNA, 3264 nt
Organism: Aspergillus luchuensis
Lineage: Eukaryota; Fungi; Ascomycota; Eurotiomycetes; Eurotiales; Aspergillaceae
Gene: chiA1
Product: class III chitinase ChiA1
Exons: 1
Coding region: 1-3264 (1087 amino acids)
Biological process (GO): carbohydrate metabolic process
Cellular component (GO): extracellular region
Molecular function (GO): chitinase activity
Source: RefSeq, a predicted model, not a curated record